AAACAAUCAAGCACUUAUGCACUGUUAACAUGUCCUUUUCGUAUUCCAAGAAGCAGAAAGGAUUGAAAACAUAUUCCCGACAGACAAGAUCUUGCAUUCGACCCGAAAAUGACGCCCCGAUUGCGAAAAGGCGGCGUAUAGAAGUGCACGAAGAUCAAAAUGCAGCGAUAGAAGUUGGUGUGAAAUUCCAAAACUCGCUUGCUGAAUCUACACGAGCCAGUAGACGGAUUCAGAUUGCUGGAACAGACGAUCGCCCACUUGAUGCGACAAGAAAGCUGGACGAAGACUGCGACGGAAAUGCACCGAAGGACGAAUUUUCCUCUCAUAUCUCAUCAGAUCUGGUUGGCGCACCAACUUCCGACGGAGAAGAUGGAGGCCGCCUGUCCAGUUUUGACGGCCUCGCAGCCACAGAGCUUCAAGACUCAACUUUGACGACACCACCUUCAUCGCCGCCGCCAAUUAUUCCGAUUGACAUGAAUAUCCGAAAGAUUUGGAAGCCAAUGUUUUCAGCUGUCCGACGAAGGAGCGGUAAUGAUAUCGGAGCAAGGAAAUCCCAAGCACAAAGUACGCAAGCAAAUUUACUUGGCGUUGCCCACACCGAUGCACGUUCUUCCAAGAUAUCAAAGGGAAAAAGGCAAUCAAAUCUUAUCCAAAUGCAAAUAGACGUUGGUAUAGAAACGAGGAGGACGUGCAAAGCUUGUGGAAUGGACUACGUCCCGUCCAGCGCGGAGGAUGAUGCGCUACAUAAAAGAUACCAUGCAUCCCAAUUGGGGGAUGGCAUUGAUUUCGGCAAAGGCUCUACAAAAUGGCCCGAAUCUAACAGGAUCUGGGAGAGCGCACAGUUCUCAGCAAAGGCAUCUGCAGAACGAUCAACCGGUUUGCGCCAAAAUAGCACUGUGGACUACGUGGUAGUCGUCGAUCAGAGAAGCUCAUUUGCGGAGAAGAGAAAAGCAAGAAAGGCUCUAGACAUUGUCACCUCAGAGCUUUCUGCCGUUAGCAUUGAUGAAAGGACAUUAUGGGGCACGUCAAAAAAAGAAACGCCAUCAUCUUGCGGAAGACGACCGAUGGGAUUUGCAAAUGACAUGUGCAGCGCAGAAACGAGUACGGAUCCAACGGAGCUCUCAUCUUCCGAUAGCGAGCAAGCUCUUGAGAGUAUUAUUGGUGGCGAUCGCUACAAAAUCUAUCUUUAUAUGAGCGGUGAUAAAUGCGUUGGUCUAUGCCUUGCGGAGAGAAUUGCCGGGGCGUACCAAGUGCUCGAUGGCCAAGACGAGGUUGUCCCGCAGAAACAAGAGACUUGUUCGAAACUGCCGACGCCCAUUCCAUCUUCCCCAACCACAAAUGCAAAAUCAUCUUUGGCCAGCGCGAUAUCACGCGCAGAUAUUCAACAGUCUUCAAAUGAUAUGAGCCGAGAAGAAAUUACGCCGCCAAUCCUUCCGCGCGAUCUAGAGGAGCAGCAUUCUGAUCCGAGCCCAAACUCUGCAGGUCCAGAAUCUCCUAAGCGCGUAAUAACAUCGAAGAGCUCCUCCAUCUCCAUCAGUGCAAAACCUACUUCAGCAGUUCUUGGCAUUUCACGAAUCUGGACAUCACGCUCUCAUCGAAGACACGGCAUCGCGGCCACACUCCUCGAUUGCGCAAGAGACCGAUUUAUCUAUGGCAUGAAGAUACCCAAGGACUUGAUUGCAUUCAGUCAACCUACCGAGAGCGGUGUAAGAUUAGCGGAGAAUUGGUUCGGGAAAGACAAAAGAUGGCAUGUAUAUCGUGAAGAUUAG
Molecule: messenger RNA, 1769 nt
Organism: Xylona heveae TC161
Lineage: Eukaryota; Fungi; Ascomycota; Xylonomycetes; Xylonales; Xylonaceae
Exons: 2
Coding region: 30-1769 (579 amino acids)
Biological process (GO): mitotic sister chromatid cohesion
Cellular component (GO): nucleus; chromatin
Molecular function (GO): protein-lysine-acetyltransferase activity
Source: RefSeq, a predicted model, not a curated record